Molecule: messenger RNA, 317 nt
Organism: Coregonus sp. 'balchen'
Lineage: Eukaryota; Metazoa; Chordata; Actinopteri; Salmoniformes; Salmonidae
Source: the annotation of a GenBank genome assembly
AUGCAAGCUCCGAAACCUGAGAGCUGGUCACCUGUUCUGCUAUCUGAGCUGCAGGCCCAGGGGAAUGAAUUGUUGGCUGGCUGCCCAUUAGAGAGCUGGACAGGAAGAGACUAGGCCAGAGCAACUGCCUGAAGCGCCAGGGAUCUCUGGUGGUUGUGUUAGCCCACGUCCCUAGGUCUGAGCGGUGUGGUGAGGGUGGUGGAACAGGAGAGGAGUUGUGGCUGCCGCUGGAGUGCUCCAUACUCACCCCUCUGGGAGUUCCAUCCAGAACGAGGUGGAACCUUAUUUUGACAGGACACAGGAAGUGUCACUGUUAA